AUGUCCGGCUCCUACACCUACAAGUUCGAUGUCACCAUGACCUGCGGGGGCUGCUCCGGCGCCGUUGACCGCGUCCUCAAGAGACUCAAAGAGAACGAAUCAAACAUCGUAUCCUACACAGUCCUCCUCGAUGAAAAGAGCGCCAACGUCACCGUCGAUGAUGAGUCCCCUGCCCUUUACGAAAAGAUCCUCCGAACAAUCAAGAAGACUGGCAAGGGUGUCAACUCCUGCGUGGAAUUGGACAGCAAUGGGAACAAGAUUCGUGACGUGGAUGUUGUGCUUAAGGACGAGUAA
This is a messenger RNA of Neurospora hispaniola, 294 nucleotides long. RefSeq lists its product as uncharacterized. The record is from RefSeq and is a predicted model, not a curated record. The transcript is spliced from 2 exons. Gene Ontology annotation, biological process: copper ion transport. Gene Ontology annotation, cellular component: cytosol. The coding region runs from base 1 to 294 and encodes 97 amino acids. Gene Ontology annotation, molecular function: copper chaperone activity; metal ion binding. Lineage: Eukaryota; Fungi; Ascomycota; Sordariomycetes; Sordariales; Sordariaceae.